UCUCAUCUUCAUGGAGGUUAACGCUGAGGAUGCUUUGCACAUGAGCCAGGAGAGUGAAGAGAGGGAGAGGUGACUUACCCACGCUACCAGCAGGCUAACUGGAAGCCCCAAGAGUAAAUCCCGAAGCUCCAAGGUUGCCUGGUGCCUUCUCUUCCAGUGAACCUCUGAUUUCCUGUGGAAACAAGGGAGCCAACAUGAAGGGAAAUGUGGCGCCCACAUUGGUUGCCAUUUUGCUACUUUUUCUCAACACCAAUCUUCUGAACGGACAGUCACCUCCUGGGAAACCUGAGAUCUCUAAAUGCCGCUCUUCUGAAAAGGAAACCUUCACGUGCUGGUGGAAGCCUGGGCCGGAUGGAGGACUCCCCACCAACUACACGCUGACCUACCACAAGGAAGGAGAUUCGCUCACCUACGAAUGUCCAGACUACAAAACCGGUGGCCCCAACUCCUGUUACUUUAACAAGAAGCACACCUCCAUCUGGACAAUAUACAUCAUCACAAUAAAGGCCACGAACCAGAUGGGAAGCAGUUCCUCGGAUCCACGCUAUGUGGAUGUGACUUACAUAGUUGAACCAGACCCUCCUAUGAACCUGACUUUGGAAAUAAAACAGCCAGAAGACCAAAAACCAUACCUGUGGAUAAAAUGGCUUCCACCCACCCAGGUUGACAUAAGAUCCGGUUGGCUCACACUCCAGUAUGAAAUUCGGUUAAAGCCUGAGAAAGCUGCUGAGUGGGAGAUUCAUUUUGCUGGGCAGCAAACUCAGUUUAAGAUUCUCAGCUUAUAUCCAGGACAGAAAUACCUUGUCCAGGUUCGCUGCAAGCCAGACCACGGAUUCUGGAGUGAGUGGGGCCCAGAGGGCUCCAUCCAGAUCCCCGAUGAUUCCACCAAUACAGAUACCACCGUCUGGAUCUUUGUGGCUGUGCUCUCUGUUGUCAUCUGUUUGAUUAUAGUCUGGGCAGUGGCUUUGAAGGGCUAUAGCAUGGUGACCUGCGUCUUUCCACCGGUUCCUGGGCCAAAAAUAAAAGGAUUUGAUAUUCAUCUGCUGGAAAAGGGCAAGUCUGAAGAACUCCUGAGUGCCCUGGGAUGCCAAGACUUCCCUUCUGACUGUGAGGACUUGCUGGUGGAGCUUUUAGAAGUCGUUGACAGUGAGAACCAGCAGCUGAUGCCAGGCCAUUCAAAAGAACACCCAGAUCAAGGUACGAAGCCCAAACACCUGGAUGCCGACACUGACUCUGGCCAGGGCAGCUGUGACAGCCCUUCCCUUUUGUCCAACAAUUGUGAGGAGCCCCAGGAAAAUCCCUCCACAGUCCACAUUCCUGAGGGCAUUGAGAUGCCAGAGAACCCUGAAGGAAAUGGUACCCACACCUGGGACCCUCAGAGCACAAGCUCGGAAGGCAGAAUCCCCUAUUUCUAUGCUGAUGGACCCAAAUGUUCAACAUGGCCUUCAUCACAGCUCCCCAGCCAGCACAACACCAGAUCUUCUUACCACAACAUUGCCGAUGUGUGUAAGCUGGCCAUGGGCACGGCAGGUGCCUUAGCCACUUUGUUGGACAAAACAGACAAACAUGCUCUACCAUCUUUGCAAACCACUAAGACUGGAGAGGAGGAAACGGCAGCUGAGCAGAGGGAGGUGGAGAGCCUCCAACCCAAGACUGACCCAGACACCCCGUGGCUGCUGCCCCAGGAGAAAACUUCCUUUAUCUCUGCUAAGCCAUUGGAUUACGUGGAGAUUCACAAGAUCAACAAAGAUGGAGAGUUAUCAUUGCUCCCCAAACACAAAGAGAACAGCAACCAGACAGAGAAGGUCGGGGCUCCUAGAACCAGCAAGGAGUACGCGAAGGUGUCCAGGGUGAUGGAUAACAACAUCCUGGUGUUGGUGCAGGAUCCGCCUGCUCAAGACCUGGCUUUGUUGGAAGAGCCAGCUGAGGAAGCCCCAGCAUCCUUGCAACAGAAUCAAGAGGAGAAAGACCUGGCCUCCUUCACGGCGACACCAAGCAACUGCAGGCUCCAGCUGGGUGGGUUGGAUUACCUGGACCCCACGUAUUUAAAGCACUCUUUCCAGUGACGGCUUGAUCGAUGGAAUGGUUGGUUAAAAUGUGAUUUUUUUCUUCAGGUAAUACUACAGCGCACAUGAAGUGUACUCUGCUAGAGAAUGUUCUAGGAUGGGGUUCAGAUGAUACCACUAAAACUCAUGGUUCACUCCUCUUCAUGCUCCAUUUUCAACCAGUUGCCUCUUUCUCCAACAGCUGAUUCCUAAACAGAUCAUUUUGUUUCCUGUGAUUUGUCGAUUUACUUUUGGCUAUUAGUUAUAAAAUUGCAUGUUCGACGCAAUAAAAGCACAUUGCUUAGUAUUCUUGAGGGACAGUGCCAAUGGGCAUGGCCUUGGGAAAGCGUUCGUGGUCUGGGCUGCGGCAGGAAGAAAUGGCGUAGCUAAAAUAGUUCAGCACAGGAAGAUGAUGGAUAUGAGGACCAUGCCAUGGAGACUGCAUUGAAAAUCAAUUGCUUACCCUUUGCACUCCUCUUUCACUCUAUUGGGAUUAACCAAACACAACACAUUUAAAGAAAGGAUGCGUGCCACAACACCUGACCAAUUGUUUACAUCACUUAGUGACACAUUGCUGAUAUGCAAGUAAAAAUUAUUAUGCCUGCAUUUUUUUCUUAAAAUAGUUGGGAUUUGUUAAGCGUGGAUUUCCCCUCCCCCCCCCUUCAAAUUAUAUUUCAUUCUAAAGCCUCAAGAGAAUAUAGUUUUGGAGUAUGGAAGUUUCUUACAGCUGAUGCAAAUGCGUGUGAUGUGGUAAAUCCUUCUGAAAUGUUUUCCUGCUUCAUUUCAACAUGACAGAUAAUUUAUUAUACACCCUAGUCUUCUCUUGGUGAAACAAAAAAUCCCAAAAGAAUAACCUUAAUUUAAAAGAUAAUCACAGCAGGGUGAUAAUGGAGAUACUGCCUUACUGUACAUAGAGAUUCUACUUUAAUAUAAGCCCAUAUGUUUAACAAUGUAUUUUUAGAAGACUAUUUUUCUAUCACUUAGGCAAAAUAAAAGUAUUUUCUAUCUUCCCAGUACAGCUGUUUACGUAUUCAGUGGGUACAGUAUUUUCUGCUAGGAGGUUGUAAUGAGCAUUUACAGUACAUAAUAGUAUAUGCAGUCCCUGUUUGUGGAGUAAAUGCCAUACCAACCAAAGCCCACUGAGAAAUGUAAAGCGGAUGGCAUAUUCAAUUCCUAAUACAGUGUGGUAUAGUUUAUCUGAUUCUUUUAUCUCCAGGAUACAUUAAACAAUCACCAACCUAGAGUUUUAGGGCUCCCCACAGACAGAAAUUACUUCUCCUGUAAUUUAGGGCUAAUCUGGGGCCUCUGCUCUUCUCUGGGUGAAUAUUCAUGAAGUCACCAUGUAAAAAGAAAGGAGUGACAUCCAACAUACCGUUCUAGAGAGAGGGGUUUUGUUUUGCCUUGUUUUUCUGAGUAAUCUUGGACAGCAAAGAUAUUUUAAGCAGACUCAUGAGUUAUCUCUCUGGACUAGAUCCCAUUUGCAAAGCCUUGGCAGACACAGAGACAACACUCACGUCAGAAGUAUUCAAGUAAAUGUUUUAAGAAACAGCAUCUGUGGAGUGGUGGGAACAGCUACAAAGGUCAGGGUAUGGUGGUAAGAACCUCCAAGUCACUUCCAAGAGCAGACUCCCCAGGAGGGGUCAAAAGCCUGGAUCUCCAUUUUAAAGAGAGUAUCCAUGACUCAUGAACCGCCUCCCUCUAUAUUUUUUAUUUCACCUGUUGGCAAAUUCUUUCUCUCUGUCCACUCACUAGCUGGACUUAGAGAAUUUGACCUCACCUCUGUGAGCAAAGUGUCCGAGCCCAACAAUCCCACCCCAACCACGCAGAGGUGGCCUAGUGGUUGAAAGUGAACAUACUGCCAGGGCUCCCAGAUUGUAGAAGUAAUAGAUUGAAGCUCUAUUCUCCCAAUAUGCAAACACUGCAAGAGUAUGCGGAACAUUUGGGAAAGUUGUCCAAGUUCAUUCAAUCCCCUAGAUCUUUGCUACUCAAAGUCUGGCCUAAGGACCAGCUGUGUUGUCAUCACCUGGGCACCCUGUGGAAAUGCAGAAUCUCAGCCUCCCUGCUCCAGACCUACAGAGUCAGAAUCUGCAUUUGACUAAGUUCCCCAGAUGAUCCAUGUGGGUAAUGAAGUUUGAGAAGCACUGCCCUACAUGACCACUUCCUCUAAAGGUUAUUUUAGUGCCUAGAAACCCCUCUUGGAAAGUACAAGUCAAGUAUGCUUGACCAACACUGUAGGUAAGGAGAGGGCAUAAUUUUAAAAAAUCUCUUAGUACUUUAAGGUUCACAUGAUGGUAGUGACUGACCUGCAAAAGUACACACAGCUUCCAAGAGGACUAGGGGAUGUAAUCCACCUUGAGUAGCAUUGACCAAGACACUCCCCUUCAAAACCAAUGCAGACUAAAAUUUUCCCAAAAUAGUCCAUUGCUGUCCAAGAUGUAUAUCAAUCACUCUGAUGGUUGAAAAUUAAAAAAUAAUCUGAUUUUGCCAUAUAUGAAAAAAAAAUUGUGGCUAAAGAUUCAAGAACUGAAUCCCUAAAAAACACCAACUAGCCAUUCAUUAAGUCAAGCCAAGACUGUAUUUCUUGGUCAAUUAGCACUCUAUAUUUGAAAUAAGUUUUUUUUUUUCUUGAGUAGAAUAUUUUCUAUCAAGGAAACAGCUAGUCGAAUGGAAGAAUGCAGAUUGGGGGUCAAGAGCCCCGGGUUCUAGUCCUAACUAUGUCACCUUAAAUAGAUCAAUUCCUUUCUCUGGGCCUCAGUUUCCUCUGAAGGAAAUAUUGGGCCAAAUAAUUUCUAAUUUCCUUUUAAACUCCAAUUCCAUGACUCACUGAAUACUUUCUA
Miniopterus natalensis is the source of this 4882-nucleotide messenger RNA. NCBI's taxonomy places the organism in Eukaryota, Metazoa, Chordata, Mammalia, Chiroptera, Miniopteridae. The record is from RefSeq and is a predicted model, not a curated record.